UCCUAGGAGAUGAAACACACAGCACGCCAGAGCUUGACAAGGGAGUGAACAAGGGUUUUCACAAGAAUGGAAGCACCGUUUCCUUGCCAGAUUCCUUAUUGCUAUAUCUUAUGAACCUACAUAAUCUUGGGGAAGAGCCUGUGCUUAAUGAUGACAAGCCUGUCACCAGUGUAGCAACAACGAACAAAAAUAAAGAAGCAUUUAUAUUCAACAAGGACGUCAUUUCAGUCAACAACUUGUGCUGCAUUAUUUUUCCAAGAUGAACCGAUACACAACCAUGAGGCAGCUGGGAGACGGCACUUAUGGGAGUGUGCUGAUGGGCAGGAGCAUCGAAUCGGGGGAGCUGGUGGCCAUCAAAAGAAUGAAGAGAAAGUUCUAUUCUUGGGAUGAAUGUAUGAACUUGAGAGAAGUUAAGUCUCUGAAGAAACUUAAUCAUGCCAAUGUGAUUAAACUGAAAGAAGUUAUCAGAGAAAAUGACCAUCUUUACUUUAUAUUUGAAUAUAUGAAAGAAAACCUCUAUCAAUUAAUGAAAGACAGAAACAAGUUGUUUCCUGAGUCAGUCAUCAGAAAUAUUAUGUAUCAAAUAUUGCAAGGGCUGGCAUUUAUCCAUAAACAUGGCUUUUUUCAUAGGGAUAUGAAACCAGAAAACUUGCUUUGUAUGGGCCCAGAACUUGUGAAAAUUGCUGACUUUGGACUUGCAAGAGAAUUAAGGUCACAGCCACCAUAUACUGAUUAUGUAUCCACCAGAUGGUAUCGUGCUCCUGAAGUUUUAUUAAGAUCUUCAGUUUAUAGCUCUCCCAUUGACAUGUGGGCUGUUGGGAGUAUAAUGGCUGAACUAUACACGUUAAGACCACUUUUCCCAGGGACAAGUGAGGUCGAUGAAAUCUUUAAGAUUUGCCAAGUUUUAGGGACUCCUAAAAAAAGUGACUGGCCGGAAGGGUACCAGCUUGCAUCCUCUAUGAAUUUCCGCUUUCCCCAGUGUGUUCCUAUAAACUUAAAAACUCUUAUUCCCAAUGCCAGUAGUGAAGCUAUUCAGCUUAUGACUGAAAUGUUGAGUUGGAAUCCAAAGAAACGACCAACAGCAAGCCAGGCAUUGAAACACCCAUAUUUUCAAGUCGGUCAAGUAUUAGGCCCUUCCUCACAUCAUCUGGAAUCGAAACAGACUUUAAAUAAGCAUGUGCAACCACUAGAGUCAAAGCCACCUGUAGUUGAUCUAGAACCUAAGCUUCUGCCAGACAUAAGUGACCAGACUGCCGGACAGCCCCAGCCGAAAAACAGCCACCAGCCACUGCAGUCCAUCCAGCCGCCACAGAACACGGGUGUCCAGCAAGCACCCAAGCAGCAGAAUCAACAGAAACAGCCACCAACACUAUUUCCAAGUAUUGUCAAAAACAUGCCAACCAAGCCAAAUGGCACUCUGGGCCAUAAAGGUGCCAGGAGGCGUUGGGGUCAGGCUGUGUUCAAGGCUGAAGACGGUUGGGAAGAAUUUGAGGAAUGUGACUUUGGGGUCUCCCAUUCCAAGAAACCAAGCAUGCGCGUUUUCAAAGAAACGAGGAAAACAGAUUCUCCAUCUCGGCUUCCAGAGUCAGUACCUGCAGGCCCCAACCACUCAACAGAGGAAAACAAGAACUUACCCGCUGCUAUUUCCCUAAAAUCUGAUUCUGAAUUGUCACCUGCUUCAACAGCUAAACAGUACUAUUUGAAACAAUCAAGAUACCUUCCAGGUGUAAACCCCAAGAACAUGUCCUUGAUAGCCAGUGGAAAGGAUAUGAACCCAUAUACCUGGAAUAACCAGUUAUUUCCUAAGUCGUUGGGACCCACUGGGGCAGAACUUGCUUUCAAAAGGAGUAAUGCAGAAGAAAGCAUAAUUAAACCAAUUGAAAAACUAUCAUGCAAUGAAAGUUUUCCUGAAAAAUUACAGGACUCACAAGGAAAUCUUGGAAGUCGUGCUACUUACAAUCAGUCAGGAUAUAUUCCUUCCUUUCUCAAAAAAGAAGUGGGGUCAGCUGGCCAGAGGAUACACUUAGCAGCACCUGGCGCGACAGCUUCAGAAUAUCCCUGGAACACAAAAACUGGUCAGGGGCAGUUUUCAGGACCUACUUAUAAUCCUACAGCCAAGAAUCUAAAUAUUGUGAACCGUGCACAGCCAGUCUCCUCCGUGCACGGGAGGACAGACUGGGUGGCCAAGUACGGAGGCCACCGAUAGGAGUCUGGUGUGAAGUCCCACAGCAUCGCUCCAGAGUCCAUGCAAGUCCCCUGACCCCGGGAAAUGUCUACAGAUGUCUAUUUCUACUGAGUUCUGGAAGAAAUAUGUAAUAGUGGGUACUCUGAAGAGCAAAACUCAUCUCCUGUUUUCUUUCUUUCCUAGAAAUGAAAUGCAUUUUCUGAGCAUCAUUGCCCACAGUGCUGAUAUAUGGGUAGGACUUUACGAAGUAUUGAAUAAACUAUUUGCCAAAGUGUCAAGUAUUUGAUAUACAAAUUAAUAGAUACUAAGUACAGUAAGAAGCUUUUUUUAAAAAAUGCCUCCAGAAAUAAGUGUUUAUAGUGUUUUAUAUGUGCCCAAACUAUUUAACAUUUCAUUGUUUAGCCUCAGAGGUUUGUUUUGUUUUGGGCUUUUAUAGCAAUUACAUAGAUGUCUGUGGACUGUCAGUUAUGGUUCUUAUUUGGCCAAGUUUCUACUCUACCAUUUUGGCAAUGGCAGAAAGAUGGUAAGUUAUCAUUUUUCUACUGUGGAAUUAUGGAAGCAAUGAUAAUUCUAAUCUAAAGCAGGACAUCUUUCUU
This is a messenger RNA of Lipotes vexillifer (Yangtze River dolphin), 2781 nucleotides long. RefSeq names its product male germ cell associated kinase (gene MAK). Gene Ontology annotation, molecular function: protein kinase activity; ATP binding. The transcript has 15 exons. The record is from RefSeq and is a predicted model, not a curated record. Gene Ontology annotation, biological process: protein phosphorylation. NCBI's taxonomy places the organism in Eukaryota, Metazoa, Chordata, Mammalia, Artiodactyla, Lipotidae. The coding region runs from base 260 to 2206 and encodes 648 amino acids.